AUGUCGACUGUUCCAGGCAGCAUCAAGGUCUUCGCCGGCACCUCGCAUCCGCAGCUCGCCGAGCUCGUCGCCCGACGACUUGGUCAACCGCUAGGCAAGGCCACCGUCACACGCAACGAGUCUGGCGAGUCGAUCGUCCGCAUCGCCGAGUCCGUCCGCGAACACGAUGUCUACAUCAUCAACACCUCGUGCGUCUCUCCCACCCCCACCGGCGCCGCCGCUUCCCCCAACACCUCGCUCAUGGAGCUGCUCAUCAUGAUCCACGCCUGCAAGACCGCCUCGGCCAAACGCAUCACCGCCGUCAUCCCGCACUUCUUCUACGCUCGUCAGGACAAGAAGGACAAAUCUCGCGCGCCCAUCACUGCCAAACUCAUCGCCAACAUGCUCGAGAACGCCGGAUGCGACCACGUCAUCACGAUGGAUCUGCACGCCUCUCAGAUCCAGGGCUUCUUCGACGUUCCCGUGGACAACCUGUAUGCGGAACCGGCGGCGUUGCAGUACAUCCGCGAGAUGGUGGAUGUGAACAAGGCGGUGAUUGUGUCGCCCGAUGCGGGGGGAGCCAAACGCGCAACAUCCCUUGCGGAUCGAUUGGAACUGGAUUUUGCCUUGUUCCACAAGGAGCGUAAGCGGGCGAAUGAGGUUUCCCGCAUGGUCCUUGUCGGCAACGUGGAAGGGAAAGUGGCCAUUCUCGUCGACGACAUGGCGGAUACAUGCGGGACACUCGAACUCGCCGCUGCCCAACUCAUCGAGUAUGGCGCAGAGAGAGUGCUUGCCAUCGUCACCCACGGCAUCCUGUCUGGACCAGCACUCGACCGUAUCGCUUCGAGCAGAUUGGAAAAGCUCGUCGUCACCAACACCCUGCCCCAGUCGCAGAACCGCGCCAAAUGCAGCAAGAUCGAGGAGAUCGACAUCUCGCACGUCCUCGCCGAGACCAUUCGUCGAAGUCAUUACGGUGAGAGUGUCAGCGUUCUGUUCAACCAGAUUCCGUAUGAUACGCCGCAACCCUAUCGACACGAGAACGAUGAUGAGAUCAUCACGGCUGCUGCCUCGGGGUUGCAAGCGAGUCGACCGCAGAGUCGAGGGAUGAGCCCGUCCCAGAGCCGACAUUUCCCGCCUAGCCCGUAUACUCUGCCGGAUCCGCCGGCGGCGGCCAACUACUUUGCGGACCAUAGAAGGGUCAGCCCCCCAACGGAGGGUGGGGUGAUGGCCACCCCCACGCCGGCCGCCGUCGCCGCGUUCGGGGAGGAUGGGAGGACACAGCCGUUGGACACGCCCAAAGCGGCACCCGCGGUGGGAGAGAGAGAGUACGCACCGAGUCCGUUGAGGAGGAAUGUGUGA
Molecule: messenger RNA, 1338 nt
Organism: Kalmanozyma brasiliensis GHG001
Lineage: Eukaryota; Fungi; Basidiomycota; Ustilaginomycetes; Ustilaginales
Product: Ribose-phosphate diphosphokinase
Exons: 1
Coding region: 1-1338 (445 amino acids)
Biological process (GO): purine nucleotide biosynthetic process; ribonucleoside monophosphate biosynthetic process; 5-phosphoribose 1-diphosphate biosynthetic process
Cellular component (GO): ribose phosphate diphosphokinase complex; cytoplasm
Molecular function (GO): magnesium ion binding; ribose phosphate diphosphokinase activity
Source: RefSeq, a predicted model, not a curated record